This is a messenger RNA of Anarrhichthys ocellatus (wolf-eel), 4887 nucleotides long. It is a transcript of the gene gpr12, whose product is annotated as G protein-coupled receptor 12. The record is from RefSeq and is a predicted model, not a curated record. Lineage: Eukaryota; Metazoa; Chordata; Actinopteri; Perciformes; Anarhichadidae. Gene Ontology annotation, biological process: G protein-coupled receptor signaling pathway. The coding region runs from base 259 to 1284 and encodes 341 amino acids. Gene Ontology annotation, molecular function: G protein-coupled receptor activity. Gene Ontology annotation, cellular component: membrane. The transcript is spliced from 2 exons.
UGCUCUCUGCACAGCCGCAGUCCACGGCGAUGCGCCGUUAACGGCAGAGCCGCUCCGCGCUCUUUUCUUAUUCUUCCUUCAUCCCAGCUUUGAGGCAGAGAGGACCAGCAUCCCCCCCCUACACCACCACCACCACCACCACCCCCCUCUCUCUCUCUCCGGGCUGCACCGUCCUUAUCGAUAACAUGGCAAUACCAGGCUGUCGUUCUUCCAUCUAGACGGGAAGUCUCACCUCGCAGAGUCAAGACGGGGGCUACAAUGAGCGAAGAGCCGCCGGUCACCCCCAGCUGGCUGACCCCUGACCCCACAGCAUGGGCCAGCGGAGGCGGUGGGCCGAUGGACAACAGCACCAGCCUGGGGACGUUUCCACCGGACUCCCUCCCGCCCAGCCAGAUGCCCCUGCUGAUCAACCCCUGGGACAUUGUGCUGUGCUCAUCGGGGACUCUGAUAGCCUGCGAGAACGCCCUGGUGGUGCUGGUGAUCUGGCAGAACCCGGCGCUCAGAGCUCCCAUGUUCCUGCUGAUCGGCAGCCUGGCACUGGCCGACCUACUGGCCGGCCUGGGCCUGGUGCUUCACUUCACCUGUGCCUACUUGCUUCAGUCCGAAUCGGCCCAGUUGCUGACCGUGGGCCUGGUGGUGGCCUCCUUCUCCGCCUCCGUCUUCAGCCUGCUGGCCAUCACUAUCGACCGCUACCUGUCGCUGUAUUAUGCCCUCACCUACAACUCGGAGCGGACAGCGGUCUUCACCUACACCAUGCUGGUGCUCCUGUGGGGCCUCUCCCUGUGUCUUGGCCUGCUGCCGGUCACGGGGGUCAACUGCCUGGCAGAGGAGUCUACAUGCAGCGUGGUGCGCCCACUCACAAAGAACAACAUUGCCGUGCUGUCCGUUUCCUUCCUGCUGCUCUUCGGCCUCAUGCUGCAACUCUACGUCCAGAUCUGCAAGAUCGUGAUGCGCCACGCUCACCAGAUCGCCCUCCAGCACCACUUCCUGGCCGCCACACCCCACUACGUCACAACGCGGAAGGGCGUGUCCACGUUGGCGAUCAUCCUGGGUACCUUUGCUGCCUGCUGGAUGCCAUUCACUGUCUACUCUCUCAUCGCCGACUACACCUACCCUCCCCUCUACACCUACGCCACGCUGGUGCCUGCCACCUACAACUCCGUCAUCAACCCGGUCAUCUACGCCUUCAGGAACCAGGAGAUCCAGAAGGCACUGUGGCUGGUGUGCUGCGGCUGUAUUCCUGCCAGCGUGGCCCAGCGUGCGCGGACCCCUAGUGACAUCUGACCGAACAGACCCGGGUGGGAAGAGAGAGGCGCCCAGAGUCAGCUGAAUGGAGUUUUUGUUUUCUUUAUUAUAUUCACCAAGUGGCAAGGUGUCUCACUGUCUUCCCCAGUAAAGGCGGCCACUGCGCUGGCAGCAUCCCGCCCCCUCCUGUUCAGCCUGUGCCACGCCCUUCCUCUGUCCUACAGAGAGCGCUGAGUGCAUCACAUGUUAGAGGCAGCGACUGUAUAUACACUGCAUAUAGUUAACAGCACUUUGGGCUUUGGUUGACACGUGCUUGUUUUUCUGCAAAUAAGGAGGGAUUAUUAGUGUGGGCCCCUUGCGCGCGCGUGCGUAAAAGCGCACAAAUUCACCAAGGAGUGUGUGCGGGGCGGAGAGGAGAGAAGAGAACGGCUGAUUACGCAGGCAUUUCCACAUAAAGCCCUGUCUGGAGCAGCAUCCCGGCGCUCUGCUGCUGCAAUCUGAACGUGCGUCGAAAGCUAAACAGCCGCGGAGUGCUAAAAAUAGACCCGGAGCUCUCUGAUCCGCGCCCCGCGUCCUCCACAGACGCCAAGAAAGAAAUCAAGCCGUUUCGUCUUCCCCCCGCCUCUCCAAAUGUGUCUUCUUUUCUCUCUGGAUUUGUGUGUGAAUGCAUUUUUAGUUUCAUCUCGCAAGUGGGAGGCUCGCGACAAAGCCCCAUGAGACCCCACCAUUAACCCCUCCUCCAUGUUUUAUCAUUAACGGAGGCACCAACCCGAAUAGAAGGCUAUCGGAUUAUGUAACCACCUAUAUCCCUCCUCUUUCACCUUUUAAAUGGAGAUUGCUUAUGACUUUUUGAAUGUCUAGAACAUUGUUAUGUAAUGUGUAAUCAUAAUGUAAUUGAGAAAGCCCCACCAAUUUGAACAAUAAUUGGAAUUAUAAGUCAGGCCUAUACUUUUUAAAACACACACAAAUCAAAUGUAUUAUUCCUAAAGGAAUCAUGUAGGAUAUUAAAUGAAUGUAUCAUCAGAUUACAAACCUGUAGACAAAUAUGGAUUUUAUAUGGAAAUCUGCUAAAUGUGAAUGUAUUUCCAUUUAUUUGAACACCAACCACACAUUUGAUCGAUAUGCUUGACUUCAGUGUAAUUUGCAUGCAACAAGCACAGAUGCCCUUUUCCCCUCCUUAGUUCAGUGUGGUAGGUCACAUUGUCGACUACAAGCCAUGUGACAUGGUACCCUGAUGUCAUCAUGACCCUAAUAUUUUUGUUUUUCUACACAGUGUACCUCAAAUGUAUCACAUUGAAUGAGCUAAUCGUUACUUGAUGGUCACAAGAGUGGCACCCUUUUUUGAAAAAUGUAUUUCAAAAACAAUAUUUAGCUGUAAAGUGCGGAUAAGUUUGAAGUUCAAAGGCUCUGCUUUGAUCGUGAUUUCAGUUCAACUGAGUGUGGUUCAAUGGAAGCCCAAAUCACAACACUUACCAGCUGCUCUGAGUUAAUCCUCCGUUAGUUCUUGGUCUCAAACCCGACAAAAAGAUGCACGCUAAUUACUCAUUCCUUCAUAUCUUGUCAGCAAUAACUAUGAAUGGUAGUUAUUUAGCAAUACUCAGACAGCAAUAACAUCCACCUCCCACCUAUACUUCUUCCUGCAGCGUGAAGUUCCAUAGCGGCCGCUCAGGUGGGGAUGUGUUGUAGUGAAUGUGCUCGGGGAGCUACAAGUGAUCUUGAAAUAGGUGGGAGGAUAAUCACUCCAGGGCUGGAAAAAGUGGACGAGAUCAAACGACUCCUUUGUCACAGUGACACCACUGACUCAUUCCUCCGCAAUGAUUUUUUUUAUUUCUCUGAGCUAAAAUCGGACUUUGACCAUUUGUCACACCAAAAGAAUGGUGAAAUGUAUUUAUUUACUUCUUGUCUCUGCCUUUUGUGAGCAUAUGAACUGUCCUAAGUGUCGUGACCUCAAGUCUCAGUGUGUGAUUUGGGGCUGUGUUUUCGUGGAUACGGUAUGAGUUGCAUGGCCUCUGGGUGUGUGCAUGUGUGUGUGUUUGUGAUCCAGCAGCUCUCAGCAGACCUUAAUCUGUCUCCUUGUGAAGGGGUGAAACGGGUGUGAGGGAUAUGACUCCCUGUUGACACCCCUGACCUUCGAGGACAAUGCUGCCAGUCUUCCUGUCAGUUCUGAGAGAAGUGGCCUCGUUACAUAUUCGUAGAGCGUUUCCAAAGAGGUAGGACUCAGAUGUGGAAGCUCCAGCACUUCAAGCCAAAGUGAAAGGGACUCACUGGGAUCCAAGUCCUGCUGUGUGUUUUCAGUCUCCUCUUUAUCCCUAAUAUUCUACUUUAAAUCAAUCUAGUCUGAUUGAUGCAGGCGUCCGCUAAGUGACCUCUGAAUGAUCCUAUGAGCUAAAUAUGGGCACUUCCAAAUAAAAAGAAGUACUGCUUCUUCUUUCCUUCCUUGCUACCUCCCCUCUAAGCAAGCCUGGGGGCAUUUGAGGAGCUCCCAAUCUUCAUCUUUCUGGCCUCAGAUCAGAUGCAAAGCGAUAAAAAAAAAGGGGGGGUAAGUAAGAAAAGCUGAGGAACAGCAUUUCUGAGCAUUGGAACGUGAACUCGUGCACAGUGUCAGACUGAAUCCUGUUGUUAUUAAUGAGCACCGACAGGUCGGGCUGGCACAUCACAGACCAUCACAAACUCUUAUUGCUUUACCUUUUGAGAAAAGUCUAUUUUGUUAUAUUCAUUGAAGUUCUAUUUUUUUCCACUUUAAUCUGGCCUGAAUUCUUUCACAUUCUGGUGUUGUGUGAUAAAAAGCCUUUUUUUUGGAAUGUAGUAAUAAUCAAAUUGUUUUGUCUUCCUCUUGACUCAUUUGUUUCUGUAAAAACGGCAUGCUGAAGAGGGGGGGACUUAAAACCACCUUGCAUGGUGCUACUAAAGCCUAUGUCAAGCUAGGGGAUGAGUUGGGUUGCGCCAUUUUCUUCUGUUGGGCAUCAAUAUGCACCGGUUGACUGAGGCUGGUUAACGGAUAAUUGAUUGGUUACACGUGGGUGUUUGACGGGAACCAAAUGGUACACAACGUUCUCUGGUUGGUGAAUGUUCUUCUCUUGUGCAGUGUUGUUGAGAUUUUCAUGAUUGAGCAGGUGUGAACAAGGGCUUAGUAUCCAACUCACACCUGUUCAUCUAUUGAAUUGUUUCACAGUGUAAUGAAACACAACGUUGUGUGCAAAGCAGCUGGGUUUUUGAAAAAAUACUGGAUGUUAGUUCAGCGGGAGGUUUCUUUUUGAUGGUUAAACAUGUAGAGCUAAACAUUAAAACACUCAAGGGCCUGUGAAUGUGUGUGUGUGUGUGUGUUUUGGGGGUUGGAGACGGGAGGACGCCACAGUAACAGCAUCUUGUGUAGACGUAUGCGUAGUUUUCAAUGUGAAAUGCACUUUAUUUUUUGGAUGAAGAUGGCACAACAAAUUAAGUAUCUGCAAAAUGAAACAUAUAAACGAUAAUCAACAUGCACUAACUGAACUGAGAUAUUGUAAAAAAAAACUAAAAAAAAACGUGUGUGUGAACGUGGUGUCUAUUUUUGCAAAGGUGUUAGUUGUACUUUUUAUUGCUUUGGUUAGUUCACUCGAUUGUUAAUUUUGUAUUAAAAAAACCAAACAUGUGCUGUGCAUAAAA